UCUGUUCGUUAUCCUCUCAUUGUCUUCCUCGUAAGACUUAAAGAGGGAUUUUGUUGAUGGAUUACCGCAGUUUCUACUCUCAUGGUGUCUAUCGAGAAAUCACUCAGAAGACAAUCUUUGAAACGUUGAGUUUGAAUUUCAGAGUGUUUGAAUUUCAAGCUUUCUCGGGAAAAUUUUGAGCUUUUUCUUUCCGUUCUUCGAUUUUUCUCUUCUUAGAUUGGAUUAGACUACUUAGUUAUGGCUUAUGCUCGUGGCUUCGCUUCGUUGACUUUCUCGCCGCCGAUUUCUCUCCGGAGACUCCGUUUUUUCCGUCCCCGACUUCACCGAAACUACAGGGUCAAACCCGAUUCUCGAAUCAGCUGCAAUCUGAAAUUCAACUUCGCUGCUGGGAAAUUUCGCGAGCUUGGAUUAUCCCGUUCCGUGGAGCUAGACCAAUUCAUCACAAGCGAAGAAGAAAACCAAGCAGAUGAAAUUGGCCAAGGGUUUUUCGAGGCAAUUGAGGAAUUGGAGAGGAUGACUAGAGAACCAUCGGACAUUCUAGAGGAGAUGAAUCAUCGAUUGUCUUCUCGAGAAUUGCAGCUCAUGCUCGUCUACUUUGCACAAGAAGGUAGGGACUCGUGGUGCGCUCUCGAAGUGUUUGAGUGGUUGAAGAAGGAAAAUAGGGUUGAUGAAGAGAUGAUGGAGCUAAUGGUUUCGAUAAUGUGCGGAUGGGUUAAGAAGUUGAUACAAGAGGAGUGUGAUGCAGCCCAGGUGUUCGACCUAUUGAUUGAGAUGGAUUGUGUCGGGUUGAAACCUGGUUUCAGUAUGAUGGAGAAAGUGAUUGCUUUGUACUGUGAGAUGGAGAAGAAAGAAAGUGCGGUUUUGUUUGUGAAGGAGGUUUUGAGAAGGAGAGAUACUUCUGGUUACAGUGUUGUUGUUUCUGAAGGUAGAAAAGGAGGACCAACUGGUUAUCUUGCUUGGAAAAUGAUGGUCGAUGGAGACUAUAAGAAGGCAGUUGAUUUGGUUGUUGAGUUAAGAUUUUCAGGGCUAAAGCCAGAAGCUUACAGCUAUCUGAUUGCGAUGACAGCCAUUGUGAAAGAGCUAAACAGCCUUGGGAAAACCUUACGCGAGUUAAAACGGUUUACACGGGCUGGUCUUGUUGCUGAGAUUGAUGAUCACGAUAGGUUACUCAUCGAGAAGUACCAAUCAGAACUCAUAUCUCGGGGACUGGAAUUGGCUGCUUGGGCGGUUCAGGAAGGGCAGCAAAACGAUUCCAUUAUUGGGGCGGUUCACGAGAGACUUCUCGGUAUGUACAUAUGCGCGGGACGUGGACCGGAAGCAGAGAAACAGCUCUGGAAUAUGAAACUUACAGGGAGGGAACCAGAAGCUGACCUCCACGACAUUGUAAUGGCGAUCUGUGCUUCACAAAAAGAGGUCAAUGCGGUCUCGCGGCUUCUGACACGGGUUGAGUUCAUGGAAUCCAAGGGAAAGAAGAAGAGUUUGUCAUGGUUGCUCAGAGGGUACGUGAAAGGAGGACACUUUGAAGAGGCUGCAGAGACAUUGAUAACGAUGAUGGACUCUGGUUUGUAUCCGGAGUAUAUUGAUCGAGUGGCUGUGAUGCAAGGAAUGACAAAGAAGAUUCAACGGCCGAGAGAUGUUGAAGCAUAUAUGGGUCUGUGCAAGAGGCUGUUUGAUGCUGGUUUGGUUGGACCUUGUCUUGUAUAUAUGUACAUGGAUAAAUAUAAGUUGUGGAUAGUGAAGAUGAUGUGAAGGAAGGAUAAAGAAAGAGAUGAGACAGAAGUUCAAAGACUCUAGCUAAGCAGGAGGGAUUGAGAUCUUCUAUUGGGUAUAUAAAUCUGUAUGUAUGUAAUAAUAAUACGUAGAUAUCUGUUUACGAAAGAGAAAGAACCUUUGUAAUAUAUACUAAUAUCAUAUACAUAGAUAAAUAGAUAAUCAUAUAUACUUAUGAAAUUGUCUUU
Molecule: messenger RNA, 1958 nt
Organism: Eutrema salsugineum
Lineage: Eukaryota; Viridiplantae; Streptophyta; Magnoliopsida; Brassicales; Brassicaceae
Product: pentatricopeptide repeat-containing protein At2g30100, chloroplastic
Exons: 2
Coding region: 238-1749 (503 amino acids)
Molecular function (GO): protein binding
Source: RefSeq, a predicted model, not a curated record